Messenger RNA from Triplophysa rosa, 5785 nucleotides. RefSeq names its product tenascin XBa (gene tnxba). Gene Ontology annotation, molecular function: protein binding. The coding region runs from base 240 to 5450 and encodes 1736 amino acids. NCBI's taxonomy places the organism in Eukaryota, Metazoa, Chordata, Actinopteri, Cypriniformes, Nemacheilidae. The transcript is spliced from 15 exons. The record is from RefSeq and is a predicted model, not a curated record.
UGAAGCUCCAGCGCACACAUUCUCUCUCUCCCCAUUUAUCAGUCACAUUCAGCUUCUCAACUCUACUACUACAGCAGGACAGAGGGCAUCUUCAAAUACCGGGAAAACAUCCAUUUUAUCACAAUUUUCUAAAAAAAGAGAAAAUAACAGAUAUUCAUCUAAAUAAAUUUCCAAUUUCAAUGUAGUUUUCAGAGGUUUAGACUUAUUAUUAGAGAUUAGGCACUUUAACUUAUUGCAAAAUGUUAAUGUCAUUGGCCUUUAUUCUCUUCCUAAUUCCCGUGUCCUCUGUUCAAGGAAUACUUAGUGAAAAGAAAAAUUUGACAACCAAGUUAACAGAAGACACUAUUAGUUCAAAUGUUCCUAAGCUAGUACAUACGUUAUUAAACACCAAAAUCAAAAACCAAACUUUUUCUACCUCGUCAAAACCCAGCACUGUCAAUCAAACACUCUCAUCUUAUUCUAAGCCUUCUGUGGAUGGUGACCAGAAACACGUGUCUUCACUUCAAACCACAGCCGCUGAAAAGAAAAAUACUACAACCAAGUCAAAAGCCCAUACUGCUAGUCAUAAAGUUUCAAAGCCUUUAACUACAUUGUUAAACACCAAAAUAAAAAACACAACUCAAUCGGAUUCAUCCAAAACUAUCAAUAAUAAGCCCGCUGUGGAUGGUGAUCAUAAACAUGUGUCUUCUAGCGAGAAAAAGAAUAGAACAACAGCAAAUACUACUGUUCGUUAUGUGUCUAAACCAGUUACUGCUCUGUCAAACACCAAAAUUAAAAAACAAAGUCAUCCUACUGCCGUAAAAACUAACACCGAUAAUGUGACCCUCUUAUCAACUUCAAAACCUGCUGUGGGUGGUGAUCAGACACAUGUGCCUUUACUCCAAGAUGCUAUAAAUGAGAAGAAAAAUACUACAACAAAGUCAAUAGCUAACACUUCAUUUAAUGUUUUAAAGCCAGUAACUACGUCAUUAAAUAUCAAAAUAAAAAACCAAACCCAGUCUGCUUUGUCUAAAACUAGCAGCGUUAACCAGGGUCUCGCAUCAUCUACACAGCCCGCUGUGGACGGUGACCAAAAAUAUGUGCCUUCCAGCGUGAAAAAAAAUACUACUAAGUCAACAGCCAGCACUAGUAAUGUUUCAAAACCAGUAAGUAAAAAACAAACUCCCUCUGCUACAUCCAAAAUUCAUCCGACUUUACCAUCCUUCACAAAGCCUAUUGUAGAUGGAGAUCACUCCUUUCAAGGCACAAUUAAUGAAAACAGAAAUAGUACAACCAAGUUAAAGACCCACACUGGUAGUCUGAAUGUUUCAGAGCCAUUAACUACAUCAGUAAACACCAAAAUAAAAAUCCAAACUCAGUCUGUUUCAUCCAAAGCUAUUAAUGUGAAUCAGACUCUCCCAUCCAUCUCUAGGCCCGGUGUGGAUGGUAAUUACAAACAUGUGACUUCUACCGAGAAAAUAAAUACUACUACUAAGUCAACAGCCAGUACUAGUCUUGAAAUAUCUAAACCAACAACUACUUUAUUAAACACCAAAACAAAAAACCAAACUCAGUCAACUUCAUCCCAAGCCAUAAGUGUCAAUCAUACCUUACCAUCCACCUCAAAACAUGCUGUGGAUGGUUACCUGAAACAUGUGCCUUCCAGUGAGAAGAAAAAUACAACAACUAAGUCAACAACUAACACUAAUCUUAAAGUAUCUAAGCCAGCAACUACUUUAUUAAACUCAAAACCAAAAAAACAAACUCAGUCUACUUCAUCCCAAGCCAUCAGUGUCAAUCAGACUUUAGCAUCCACUUCAAACCCCAUUGUUGGUGGUGACCUAAAACAUGUGCCUUCUAGUGAGAAGAAAAAUACUACCAAGUCAACUGCCAACACUAAUAAUCUUAGUGUUUCUAAGCCAGUAACUACUUUAUUAAACACCAAAACAAAAAAACAAACUCAGUCUACGUCAUCCCAAGCUAUCAGUGUCAACCAGACUUUACCGUCCAGCUCAAAACAUGCUGCAGAUGGUGACGAGAAACAUGUGCCUUCUAGUGAGGAAAAAAAUACUACUACUAAGUCAACAGCAAGCACUAGUCCUAAUGUAUCUAAACCAGUAACUACUUCAUUAAACACCAAAACAAAAAAACAAAUUCAGUCUACUUUAUCCCAAGCCAUCAGGGUCAAUCAGACUUUACCCUCCACCUCAAAGCCCGCUGUGGAUGGUGAUCACAAACAUGUGCCUUCUACUGAGAAGAAAAAUGCUACAACUAAAUCAAUUCUUGAUGCUUUAAAGCCGGAAACUACAUUAUUAAAUACUAAACUGGCAAAGCAAACUCAUCCUACUCCCUCAAAAGUGAGCAAAGUCGAUCAGAGUCUCCCAUCCCCUACAAAGCCUUCUGUAGUUGAUGUCCAAAUGCCACCAAAAGACAAACCUGCAGUAAGUUCACCUAUUAAAGUAGUCAUCACCGAGGGUUGCAGUCAGAAGGAGCACCAGACAAAUGCUGGUGACGCAACAAGGACACAAGAAACGGAGCUGAGUUUGAAACCUGGUUCUCCUUUGGUUAUGACCCAUCACAUCAACCUGAUGCCAGCACCCUGCACGGGAGGUUGUGAGACAGAGAUGGCUGCUCUGAGAGAUAGGGUCGAGUUCCUCGAGAAGGAGAUGUCAGCACUUAAAAGAAUGUGUGUUCAGUGUUCAGAGGUGCAGUGCCCUAAAAACUGCAGUGGCCAAGGCAUGUGUGAAGGUGGAAAGUGUGUUUGUCAUAAAGGCUUCGGUGGCCCAGACUGCAGCGGUACAACGUGUCCUUCUAACUGCAACAAAAAAGGCAAAUGUGUGAAGGGCAAGUGUGAGUGUCUGAUUGGUUAUACGGGUCUGGACUGCAGUAAAGCCACAGUGACUAUUGAAACUGUGACUAUGAGGAUGCCAUCUAAAAACACCACUGCCAAGCCAGGCACAACAGUGAAGGCAAAGCCUCACAGGACCAUAUUUGUGAAAAAGAUAGACACAAAGGAAACCAAAGCGAAAACAAGCCCAACCAUGUCCACCAAUAAAACAAGUGUUGUCAAAAUGAAGUCCAACACAACCACAAGGAGCGACAAGAUUAUUACCGUAGGACAAGCUUUCCUAAUGCACAAAGAAGGAAACCGUCAACCGCAACAAACAAAGGGCAAAACAACAGUCAUGAAAGUGGGUUUAGACAAACGACUACAAACGGACGUGAAGCUGAGAACUGAAGAAAAUAAAGAGUCCACUUUAAAGGAAAAUAACCCUAAAGAUGAGCCCAUCUAUCAGAAGAAUAAUGGGACCUCCAAAGUUCUGAACCCGGUUAAAGAGACCAAGGGAUCAUCUAAUGGAACGAUAUCCAGAACAAAAGCCACUAUGAAAACUGUGGAUGAUCAAGGUAAAGUGAGCAUGCCUAAUGGUACAUCUACUGAUAAAGACAAGAAACCAACCCAUGGCAAUGUAACAACAGUUCUCAAAGUGGAGAAGAAGAGAUUUGAGAAACAUGUCAACAGGACAAGUAUUGAAACCAAACUUCGCACUAAGAAUUUUAACAGCACAACCAGCAGAUCAUCGGUUAUUGGAUCCGUUGAGGUUCAUAAUAUCACAUCCACUGGGUUCAUCAUGUCUUGGGAAGCCCCUCUAGAUGCAUUCAAGAACUUUACCAUAACCAGGAGGCAGGUCAAGCCAGGAAAAAACAUAGAAGACAACGAAGAUGCAGUGAAAGUAAAUGACAAAUGGGCAGAAGAUGUGACAGAUCCGUUCCAAAGGUUUAGUUCGAACAGAACCUUGGCUAAAGUCCACGGUAGCAAACUUGACGGGAGGACUGGGAAAAAAUUCUCACAGGUUCUUGACGUUACAGCACGGUCGUAUCACUUCAAGGGCCUUCAACCUCAAACACAGUACUCUGUCUCCUUGUUUGGCUCCAGUCCUGGAGUACGAUCCAAAAUUCACCGCCUUACAUUAUACACAGGCCCUGAGCCUCCUACUGACCUGAUGUUCGGUAAUAUAACAGAGACUGCUCUCACAGUGUCCUGGACAAGCCCUAAAAGCAUCGUAGCAGAAUUUAAAGUCACAUCCACCAACAUUGUAACUGGUGAGGGUGGCUCCAUGUCUGUUGACUCCCAGCUGUCUCAUGUCCUCCUGUCUAAGCUCACUGCUGGUGCCACCUAUGACAUCACUGUGAGGUCAUUACUGGAGACACUUGAGAGCGAGCCAAUCACAGCCUCUGUUACAACAGUGCCUGAUUCUCCUACUGAACUGAAGGUGUUGAACAUCACAGACACCAAAGCCCUGCUGGUAUGGAAACCAUCCCAAGCUAAAGUCAACAGUUAUAUCCUCAGUUAUGGCUCAUCAAAGUCUCCUAAUGUGACUAUUACAGUGACAUUAUCCGGCAACACUGUGGAGCACCAACUCAGAAGCUUGCAAAGAUCUUCGCUUUACGUGGUGAAAAUCACAAGUCAAGUCAACCGCCUCCAGAGCAGCCCAGUCUCCACAACCUUCACGACGGGAAGUGGAGUGAAGCUUCAGGUGGUGACUCCUGAUGACGUGACCUUUCACUCUGCUGUGAUUUCAUGGAAAGCUCCCCAUGUGGUUUUCAAAAGUUAUAGAGUCACGUACCAACCGACGGAAGAAGUUAAGGAGGUGAUUUUAAAUCCAUCUCUGACUCAAUAUGAGCUGACAGGGCUGGCGGCCUUCACAAACUACAUUGUUAAAAUAGAAGGAGAAAGGGAUGGACAGUACCUUGAUUUUGUUUCUGCAGAGUUUACCACUGCCCCGCUUCCACACCUGUGCCCCAGAGACUGCUCAGAGGUGCAGAUGAAUGGAGUGAAGGAGUCGGGGGACGCUGAGAUUUACCCAGAAGGGAAAGAUGGAGAGCCAGUGUGGGUCUACUGUGACAUGGAUACAGAUGAAGGAGGCUGGACAGUAUUUCAGAGAAGAAUGGACGGAUCCACAGAUUUCUUCAGGAGCUGGAGAGACUACAGUAAAGGCUUUGGCAUCCUCACCAGAGAAUUCUGGCUGGGAAAUGACGUCCUUCAUACUCUGACAAGCCUUGCGCCAAUGAGCAUGCGCGCUGACCUGCGUUCAGGAAAUGACACAGCUUAUGCUUACUAUGAAAACUUCAACAUUAGCUCUGAGGCUGAGCACUAUGCAAUAGAGCUGUCUGGAUACUCGGGCACUGCUGGUGAUUCUAUGAAAUAUCACAAUGGUCGUCCAUUCUCCACGAAAGACAAAGAUCCAGACAUCCUUAGUAUCCACUGUGCUAAAGCCUACAUGGGAGGCUGGUGGUAUAAAAAUUGCUACAAGGCCAACCUCAAUGGCCUCUAUGGUUCCUUCUCAGACAAUAAGGGUGUGGUGUGGAUAGACUGGAAAGGCAAAGACUCAUCUCUCCCAUUUACUGAAAUGAAGCUUCGGCCCUCUUAUUUGAGUCAAAGGGCUACGACAAUCCCAACAAUCCAAGGUUAAAUCUGCAGAGUAAACACUAGUUACAAAUACAUUGUACAACCUUCUACAAUGGUACUUUAACGUUAUCUUUUACAGUAUAAACAUGAAAGUGAUAACAUAUUCUGAUUAAUAUGAAGUUUUUUUUCUUCAAAUUGUUGUGUAGUGGUUAGAAUUGUGUAAUGUCAUACUGGAAUACCUGCACUGUUUUUGGUUGUAAUGUUAAAGAUGUCAGCAGAUUUGAUUUCUUGCAUCUUUUUUAUAUGGCUGGUUUUUAUAAGAAGUUCUUCUCUUUAAAUCUUUUUUGUUCUAAAUUUGAUGUCUUGUACACAAUCAAAUAAAACAAGUUAGAAGUAUUA